Messenger RNA from Argentina anserina (silverweed cinquefoil), 1112 nucleotides. RefSeq lists its product as uncharacterized. The transcript has 10 exons. The coding region runs from base 165 to 866 and encodes 233 amino acids. NCBI's taxonomy places the organism in Eukaryota, Viridiplantae, Streptophyta, Magnoliopsida, Rosales, Rosaceae. The record is from RefSeq and is a predicted model, not a curated record.
UUACGUUGUGCGCAGAGGGAAAGACCAACCACUUUUCUGUCUCUUUUGCAAUUCUCUGAUAGUUCAUAGUUAUCGCUCAAACAUACCCAACUCCGAUCCAACUCUUAUUUGAAUCUUUGAAUGUGUUUAGCAUAGUUUGCAGUCGUAUCAUAGAUUCACAGACAAUGCCGAAUUGGGCGCUCAAGAGUUGUUGCAAGCAUGACCAGGUCAUGUUCUUAGCGACUAUUGGAGUCUUCACCCUUGUGAUCCUUGCGCUAUGGAGGACAGUACUACUCACGCCUUUUAAGCUCAUUACAGUUUUCCUGCACGAAGCAAGCCAUGCGAUUGCUUGUAUACUCACAUGUGGCAAGGUUGAGGGUAUCCAGGUUCACGCAAAUGAGGGUGGGGUUACACAAACACGUGGUGGUAUAUAUUGGCUCAUCUUGCCUGCAGGAUAUCUAGGUUCAUCAUUUUGGGGAAUGACAUUGAUACUUGCGUCAACAAAUCUCCUCACUGCUAGAAUUGCCGCUGGUUGUUUCGGUGUUGCCCUGCUUGUUGUGCUUUUUGUGGCAAAAAAUUGGACACUUCGAGGACUUUGUAUUGGAUUUAUCAUAUUCCUUGCUGUAGUAUGGGUUCUGCAAGAACUCACGAAAAUCCAUAUUCUUCGCUAUGUCAUUCUCUUUAUUGGUGUGAUGAACAGUUUGUUUUCAGUUUACGAUAUUUAUGAUGACUUAAUAUCUAGAAGAGUCAACUCCAGUGAUGCGGAAAAGUUUGCAGAAGUUUGCCCCUGUCCCUGCAAUGGGGUUGGAUGGGGAGUCAUAUGGGGAUUGAUAUCUUUCAUAUUUCUUUGUGUAUCCGUAUACCUUGGACUCGUCAUCUUGUCCUGAGGUUCAAGGGAUGUGGGAUCAUAAUCUUGUGUGUUCCGUUCUCGCAAAUUAGUUCGUUGUGUAUAUAUCAAUAUAUAUUUAAAUUGAUGUGAUUUGUUUUGGGAACGAUAUACCCAUCCUUCAUUAUUUCUACUCUCAUCUGGUUUACUGUACAAUAUGUAGUGGUGCACAACUCACAAAAAAAAUGCUGUAUAGGUGAUCGAUUAAACAAGUUGAAAUGAAGCCCAAACUUGAUGUGCUUUGUGA